Messenger RNA from Schistosoma bovis, 2041 nucleotides. The record is from the annotation of a GenBank genome assembly. NCBI's taxonomy places the organism in Eukaryota, Metazoa, Platyhelminthes, Trematoda, Strigeidida, Schistosomatidae.
AUUGAAAACAAUUGAACUAUUCAUAGAUUGUAUAAACCUUCAUGUUAACUAUUUGAAAAUGUUUUAUAAUUAGCAAAAUAAUCAAGACAAUUAUAUCAAGUUAUUUACUUAUUGUCAUGGUGGAAAUUGUUAUUGAUCAUAGAAAACGUUUUAAAGAAAUAAGAUCUCAUGCUUACAAUCACAAAAUUGUCCGGUCAGGAAAUAAUUCAUUGAAUCAAUCUACAAUAAAUAAAGAUCCUCCAGAGGAGAAAUCUAAUGAAUCAACUGUAUACAAUCAAUACUGGUCAACAAAUGAUUUACUGUCUUUUGAAUGUGACAGUAAUGAUAAUGAAAAAUGGCACCAUUCAAAUGAAACUGAAUAUCAUAGAGCUAACCUUGAUGAUAGAUUAGGUGUUAAUUUUAAUUCUGGAAUAUUUGAUUGGUCUCAAAGUGAAUCUUGGUUAAUUGUUCAAAAUGCUAUAAUAAACACCAUUCUUUGUAAACCAAAUCUAGAUAUCAGUGAAGCCGUCAGAAAUAUGAGACAACUGGUAAACUCUGGAAUUGAAACAGCUACUAUUAUUGAAUAUUGUGAUAAAAAGGUGUUACGUAACACUAUGCGUACUCUUCGCAGACCGUUGGAAAAGUUAAAUGGCAAUGAAUUGAUCAGUGAACUAAUAAGAAUUUGGAAAUAUUAUAUAAACUAUAGUUAUCCUAUUAUUUUAUUAAUAUUCACUACAGUGUCAGUUCCACAAAAAACAAUUGAAUACAUGUUAGGAGCUUCCUUUUUAAAGUAUAUACUUGAGAGGAUGAAAAUUGAAGACAUUAUCAAGAAACAGAAUAACAAAAUUAAUUCGCAUGUUCGACACAUGUAUUACACAAUACUAGUAAGUUUUACCAAAGAGAUUCAACAAAUUGUUUCAUGGGGUUUUGUUCUCUGAGCUGGAUAGCGAUUCAAAUGUCUAAACAGUGAAACUUUUUUUCUCCAAGAUGAAGAAAAGAAGAGAACGUUAUGUAAUCAAACAACAAUAACUCAUCGAUGAAGUUAUAUGAAGAUAGUGUUUGAUUGUAACUUGACUGAAGUACUAAAUUUUAAUUCAGAUGCUUCAACGUAUCUUUCUUGUAACAAGUUCUAAUGAUAAUAUUGACCAGAUGAUGUGUGAAAUUUCGAGCGGAUACUAUUAAGGAGUUUCAAACUUGGAUAAAGCUAUAACGACUCACGUGCAAUGAAGUUUGUUCUCAUUUAACUCAGUUAAGCCCUUUUGUUAACUUAUUUAGAGGACAAAGUCAUCCUUACUAUAACAACUUAUUGUACCUUUAUUAUUGUUAUGUUUGUAUGAAAUAUUAUGCUUGAACAUUGCUUACCGCAUACGCAUAUAUUCAUUCUGCUAGCUUUAUUAUUAGCUGCUUAAUUGAUUCGAUGAUCCAUUCAUUUCCCUACAUAUAUAUAUACGUACAUUUAACACUCUACUACCUCUCGGUUCGCUGACUCACUCAUUUGCCUCCCGGCUUUGUGGUCUGAGUUAUCUGCUAAUAAAACUGUAGUCGCUGCUUCUCUUUGCCUUCUGAUUCCAAACACCGUUGAGGAUUAUAUGAUAACGGUUACGAGGGUGAUUGAUCGACGAAGCACAACCGCUACAAAAUAGCUAUUCAGUGUUUUCCUUAUUUCUUAGUAAUUUUACAGUCGAGGUCAAAUUAUACUCAGUAUAGUUUUGACAUAAACACUUUGAACUGGUUAAAACAAAUUAAGAAAACUAGGAUAGUAAACUAGGUCACAAGCAUUAUAAGCAAAUAUGGUUGAUGGUUAGCACUGGAAUCCAGGGCACGCGUUUCGCCCUAUUUUGGACUCGUCAGCUGGAUGUGCCUGUAUCUCAGAGUUCAUGUUCACACCCCGACUCGCUUCAAACGUCAUCACGUUAUCCACUUAGCUACUUAGUCCUGACAGCCAUUAUCUUAUGCAAUGAGGUGAAGUUUUAGUUCAUCUUGUAUUUUUUGUUUUAAUCAUCCCACUAAUCUUUGGGUCUGCAAUUGAUCAGUUUCUCUCUCUCUCUCUCUCUCUCUCUCU